GUUGGAGAAGGAGAACUCCCAGGCAAAAACUUUAUCCAAGCUAGAGAGGACACUUGGAAGCUCUUUCAGCAAACUGGAUUACACUAAGAACAGUUUUCUGUGGAUUAAAUGUUGCCAUAAUUCAUUGGAUUAACGAUCACUGAAGGAGCUGAAGGAGGGAGUCAUGAGGGUCAUCUGCUCCUCUCUGGUGCUUCUCACCAUCUGCUUGGGUCACGGGGGUCGACUGGCAUCAGUUGAAGGUGUCAGCUGCCCGUCCGUACAGGUAGAAGAAUGGAAGUUUCCUCAAACUGCCAGACACAACAUUACAGGUUUCAAUCUGGCGCGCCGUUUCUCCCUGUUGAAGAACAGCGAGGUCAAGAAGAUCCGAAACCCGAGAGGGCCUGUCAUCCUGCGCCUUGGGAAAGUACAACUCAUCCAACCUACAGAUCAAGUGUUUCCUCAUGGACUGCCAGAGGAGUUCACCCUGGUCUUCACCUUGCUGCUGAAGAAGAAAUCUUUGAAAGAAAACAUUUACCUGUUCCAGAUAUCUGAUGAACAUGGCUAUCCUCAGUUCUCACUGGACUGGAAUGGUCCAGAUGGCAACCUGGCCCUGCGGGCGAGAGGGGCCGACCCUGAAGGGUCCAUGGUGGGGUGUGUGUUCGAAGGUGACGGUGUGGAAUCCCUGAAGGACAUGCGCUGGCAUAAGUUGGCUCUGAGUCUGCAGAGAGAUGCGGCCUCCCUGCACGUGGACUGCAGCUCCAUUGAGAACAAGCCCCUGGAGCUCCGUGGCCAGUUACCCAUCAAUGGACACACGCUGUUGGGUAUGAGGGCUACUGAUGCUGCUCCUGUGGAGAUUGAUGUCCAGCAAGUGAUGGUGUAUUGUGACCCCUCUCUGGCUAUCCAGGAGGCCUGCUGUGAGAUACCUGGAGCUCGGUGCCCACCGGAUGCUCCCAAGAGUCGAAGAGCCGCAGAGAACCAGGUGGAGUUUGUGCCCAAUCCCUUCACUCAGGCAAUUUUCGGAUCCAAGGAACUGGCAGAAAAAUGUGCAGGAUGUGUACUGCUCAGUGAGGAAUCAAGUGUUAUUCAGGAAGGCUAUGCGGGUCAGUCAGGCCUCAAAGGAGAGAAGGGCAACCGGGGUUUGGACUGCACUGGUGCUGGAGUUCCUGGACGAUGCUUAGAAGGUGCUAAAGGGGAGAAAGGAGAGAAGGGGGAGUCGGGUCUGGCUGGCAACUGGGGAGAAGCUAUAGGAGUGAAGGGUGACAAAGGGCAGAAAGGAGAAAUCGGAGCCCCAGGUCUGCCCGGAAGUCCAGGCAAAGACGGUCGAGCUAAUCCUAUUUGUGUGGUGGGCCCUAAAGGACAAAAGGGUUUUCCUGGUGUAGUUGGUCCAGAGGGGCUUGCAGGAGAACCAGGCUGGCCAGGACCUCCAGGACCUCCUGGAGUUGGGAAACCAGGACCACCGGGGCCCCCUGGUGGACCUCCAAGAUUUAAAGGAGAGAAAGGGGAUUCAGGGAUACCUGGUGAAGACGGAAAACCUGGAGAACCUGGUCCGAGAGGUCCUUGGGGACCUAAAGGUGAGAAGGGAGAUCCAUGUGAACCAUGUCCAGUGGUCUCUUCCAACUCUACUGGCAACACUGUGGCCUUUCAGAGCAAGCAGGGACCUAAAGGAGAACCAGGGGCCCCAGGCAAAGGAGAACAGGGUCCAUCUGGCCUUGCAGGACUGGAUGGCAAAGCAGGACAGAAGGGAGAGCCAGGAGUAGACGGGGCCAAAGGCGAAAAGGGUGAACUAUGUUCUGGCUGCCCUAGCAUUGGAGAAAUUCCAGCAGGCAUUUUGAAUCCAGCUCAAAAGGGAGAGAAAGGAGAUCCAGGUGCUGGACAGAAAGGAGAGCAGGGAGAAGCAGGUCCAAGUGGCUUUGCUGGACUAAAAGGGGAAAAGGGUAAUGCAGGCAGCAACGGAAAUGAGGGGAAAACUGGCAAACCUGGUCCAAAAGGGUCAAGUGGAAAUAAAGGAGAUAAGGGUGAUUCUGGACAACCCGGUAUAGCAACACCUGGUCCAAAAGGUGAAAAGGGAGACUCAUGUGGCGUGUGCCAAACCACUACCUCUGAGGUGGGAAGUGGCCUAUCUACGAUAAAGGUCACAGGGGAACGUGGCCCUCCAGGACCUCCAGGUCCACCAGGAGAAGGAGUUGAAGGCAAACAGGGGCCACCAGGUCUGCAAGGUUUCGAAGGAGGGAAAGGUGAUCAGGGUUUACAGGGAGACCCAGGAGUGGAUGGGGCAGCUGGACCCACAGGACCUCAAGGAGAACCAGGCAGGAAUGGCCUUAAUGGACUAAAAGGAGAAAAGGGAGACGCGUGUGACAGCUGUCCAUCACUCCCUGAAGGAAAUGGCAAUGUUGCUGGCUUACCAGGGCCCAAGGGAGAGAGAGGAGAGCCAGGUUUGCCAGGGGAGGGCAGAGCAGGCAAACAGGGUCGGCCAGGCCCACCUGGUGUCCAGGGACCUCCAGGGUUCAAAGGCAGUCAGGGUGAUGCUGGGCUUCCAGGUAUUGGCCUUCCAGGACUACAGGGUGAGCAGGGACCUAGAGGUUUUCCCGGAGCUGCUGGUCCAGAAGGACGUCUGGGACCUGCAGGGCCGAUUGGACCAGCAGGACAAAGGGGUCCAAAGGGAGAAAUGGGACCACCAGGGCCACAGGGGCCAAUGGGAAUGGGACCAAUCGGACCACCGGGUAGGGAUGGAACACAAGGAUUUCCUGGAAUACCAGGGCAGGAUGGGAGUCCUGGAGCCACUGGGCCUAAGGGUGACAAGGGUGAACCAGCAGAGUGCAACUGUUUGAAUUAUAUGUUCCCUGGAACCGGUGGACCUGGGGUCCCAGGUGGUGAGAGCAGGUGGCAGCCUGGUCCUCAGACAGAGAAAGGCAAGAAAAAAUGUAAAUGUCUACUCCGAGCUGGAACACAAACCAGGAGAGGGUCCAGGGCUUUGGCUACUUUCCCUCUGCCCCGCUGGAGAAGGAGGUGUCCAGAUUGUAGCCACAAGCUAAACCAAUUCAACCUCAGUUCCUUCUUACAGGGUCUCCCUGGCAACGAUGGCAUACCAGGGAAACCGGGUCCACCCGGCCAAGCACCUCCUGUUUUGAUGCCUCAGGAUUCAGCUUCCACAGGCAAGGAGGGCUGUGGCGAAUGCUCCAAGGGUCUACCAGGUGUGCCUGGCAUGGUUGGCGCUAAGGGCGAGAAGGGAGAUCAGGGCAAGCCUGGCGUUGAACACUUAGAUGGAUGUGAACGGUGUAUAGAGAAGCUGCAGAGAGAAGAAACACCAAGUGGGCCUACGAGUAACAGUGGUCAGUGCGCUGGUGCACCAGGGAUGCCCGGAUUCCCAGGGACCGCAGGGGUCAAAGGAGAGCCGGGUCCUAGAGGUGAGCGAGGACCUCCUGGUCUUCCUGGAACCCCAGGCAAUAUUGGUUUCCCUGGUCCUCAAGGGCCUCCUGGACUGCCUGGUCAACAAGGUCAGAGAGGGACAGACGGACUUCCAGGACAGAAAGGUGAACAGGGUCCACCAGGAAAUCCUGGCUAUCCUGGAACCAUGGGACCGCCUGGACUCCCUGGCCUUAAAGGAGAGCGUGGCAGUCCAGGAACUGCAGGGCAGAAAGGAGAUUCUGGUCCACCGGGAUCUCCAGGUUAUCAAGGACCAGUCGGCCCAACAGGUCCUAAAGGGGAAGCUGGAACAGCGGGACCUGUGGGACCAAAGGGAGAUCAGGGCUUCCAAGGAUCCCAAGGAUUCCCAGGACAACCGGGUCCUCCUGGUUUCUCGGGAAAAGCAGGUCCUCCGGGCCCUCCAGGACCACAAGCUGAGAAGGGUAGUGCUGGAGUUCAGGGCCCACAGGGACCCACAGGUCCCCCAGGAUCAACCGGGGCCCCAGGCAUGCCUGGACCACCUGGAAUGGAAGGACUUGAUGGCAAAGAUGGAAAACCAGGUUUAAGGGGUGAACCAGGACCGCCUGGCUCUGCUGGACCCAGGGGAAUGCCGGGUUUCAAGGGCAUCAAAGGACACACAGGUCUCCCAGGAAUGAAAGGAGAUAGAGGACCUCAGGGACCUGCUGGAGCAGUGGGAAGGCCUGGUCUAGAGGGUGAUCCCGGUCCUCCUGGACCACAAGGACCACCUGGAGCUCCAGGACAUGUUGGUUCUGCUGGAUCUUCAGGGCCGCCGGGACCAGUUGGGCCACCUGGAGUGAGCAUUAAGGGAGAAAAAGGUGAGGCAGGAGAGAGAGGGCAGCUUGGAUUACCUGGCCCACCAGGGCUCCCAGGACAUCCAGGGCUGAUGGGUGAACCAGGGAGUGAUGGAGCGGUGGGUAAAGACGGAGCCCCAGGCCUGCCAGGAGAACCUGGUCCAUCGGGACCAAAGGGCGAAGCAGGGGCUGCAGGGCAAAGGGGACCCCCGGGAGAGCGCGGACGUCCUGGCCCACCAGGAGGAGGCUUUGGUUUUGGCUCCAAAGGACCAGAAGGGAUCAUAGGACCAGCUGGACCCCGUGGUGAGAGGGGAAAUCCUGGUUCACCUGGACCAGCUGGUGCCUCCGGACCACCAGGAAUCCCAGGGAAUGAAGCUGUUGUAAACUAUGAUGACUUAAGGUCCUUCAUCAGGCAGCAGGUCAUAAAGAUCUUUGACGAGCGUAUGGGCUACUACAUGUCCCGAAUGCAGAUGCCUGUGGAGAUGGUUGCGUCCCCUGGUCGACCAGGACCCCCAGGGAAAGAUGGAAGUCCAGGCAUCACAGGUCCCCCAGGGAUACCGGGCCGCUCUGGGCAGAUUGGCCGCGAAGGAAGGCAGGGACCCAUGGGUCCACCUGGUGCCCCUGGUGUAAAGGGAGAAAAAGGAGAUAAUGGUGUUGGAGAGAUGGGAGACACUGGCCCUCCGGGUGCUCCAGGUGUUCCUGGUCCUCCUGGUUACAGUAAGAUGGGACCACCAGGUCCUUCUGGUCAGCAGGGCAUCCCUGGUAUUCCUGGACCUCCAGGACCAUCUGGACCAAAGGGCAAGGAUGGUCGGUGUCACCCGUCAGACUGUAUGAGUAUGCCUGUGGGGUACAAUCCCAAGGGCCCAGCUUCCAAAGGUCCCAUGUACUAGAAAAUGGUUUAAGAGAAAUAAAAGAUGGAGGAUGGUACCCACUGAUUGACAGUCUCACGGUUACCUGCCUGUACCUGCUAAGGCUUCUGAGAAGAUCCAUGGAGAACCAAAGGAUUAAUGUAAUUUCCUUUCCACAUGAUGCAAUACCAAAACACUGGUUCACCACCAAUGGGGACUUUUCUAAGUUAUUGUCUGCUGAUGAACCGGUGAAGAAAGGCUAAGCAUUAUUUAACACCACAACAAUCAGUGCGACUUCCCAAACUUGAGUGCCUUAACCCCUGAAUACUGUCCCAUAAUGCCAUAAUUUUUGAGUUUGUGUUUUACAAUUAUAGUAAAUUGAAGACUUCUAGAUCCCUGGACAUAUAAGGUGUUGACAGUCAUUAUAGGUACCCAGAUUUAUUCAACGUUCAAGAUUUUUAAUUUCUUUACCAGGCAAAAUAUUUUGGUUUCCGAUUGACAUUUCACACCAGUCUUCAAGGUCCUUUAUUAACUGUUAAAGCAAUAUUCUGAGUUAAAUACAAGUUAAAAUCAUCCAUGCUGUUGAUUAAUGCAGGAAUUAUUUUGACUCAUACCUCAUUUUGUGAAAAUGUUGACAGUUUUGCACUUAUAAUGGAAUUCUAUAGGGCAAGCGUUCAACAUUAUUAUUUUUUUUUUUUAUUUUCUUUUUUGCAAAUUGAGGUAUGAAUCAAAUUUUCUGCUGAAAAUGCCACAGAUGCUGUUGCUAGGGCUUGUAUUGAAUAUGUAAUAUUUCUUUAAUAAUAUCUUUGUGAUGGGGUCAUUUUGGCAGCUGUUAAUUUUGUUAUUUAACUGCUUUAGCAAAGACAAUGUGGCAUAAAUAUCUAUCUGUUUCCAGUGAAUAAUUCCUUCCACAGUGUGAGCUGUUUAAUAUAAAAUAGUUUGAGGUUAUCAUUAGGCAUAGAUACAGUUACCUAAUUAAUUAUGUUUAUUAUUCAAAAUGAACUUCCCCAAGGGCUUGUGUUGUACAUAUUCAUAUUUAUAUGUAAUGGCUUUUUGUACUUUUUUAAAAAAUCAUCAGCAUGGCAGCCCUUUUUAUGGUCGUCUCAGAUAUUUUGGAAUAAUUUUAUAAGCUCUAAAUAAAUGGAUGUUUUGUAAAGGUAAGUUUUACAUGCAAUUUUGGGUUAGAAUGCAAUUUUGUGAUGUAUCAUGGGACGGAAAAUAAUUUUAUUUUUAUAAGAAUAUUUCUGUGACACCUAUUUCUCGAGCUCUGUGAUGACAUCUCCUCCACUACCACUCUGGACUCUUAAACUUGAAUUUACUUUGAUAUACUGUACCACUUGCAGCUGAACCAUCAUGUGCUUCUAGAACACUCUAAUCUUAAAUAUGCUU
Sinocyclocheilus anshuiensis is the source of this 6430-nucleotide messenger RNA. Its product is annotated as collagen alpha-1(XVI) chain-like. The transcript is spliced from 70 exons. NCBI's taxonomy places the organism in Eukaryota, Metazoa, Chordata, Actinopteri, Cypriniformes, Cyprinidae. The record is from RefSeq and is a predicted model, not a curated record. The coding region runs from base 164 to 5083 and encodes 1639 amino acids.